AAGUGCGCGUUGCCGAUGUACUGUGCAGUCUAUACCAAUCUGGGCGCGGACGAUUUUGCCCUUGCGCGGAGUCUGUUCCCUUGCCGAAGCGAUACCAAUCUCCAAAGACAAGUAACUGUCGUCAGCAGUGGGUAUAAUCAAUGACGAGUGUGUACUAAUCCCUGCUUGCUCUAUCCAAUGUUGCCGGCCAAAAAUGAGCGAAAGCGUGCUCAAGUGAUGAAUCUACUUGCCAGGAAGGAAGAUGACGAAUCCCUCCCACCGGCCAAGACCAUCGGCCGCGGGGACGCUGCGAUGAAGCUCGCCCGCCAAGACCGCCUAAUGAUGUCCCUCAAGAGACCAACACCCCAGACGCCGCGUGUCAUUACUAUCCAGAAGCCACUGAUUGGCUUGGCUUUGAGGAAAACUGCGAUGAUCUGCACAUCAGGGCUUAAUAUUCAUCCGGUAUCAAUCAGCACAAAUGCGAUUCGCGACAAAUUGGUGGCUUUAGCUCGUGGUCCUGGCCCAGGCGUGCUGAGUACCUACGGAGCAAUACCCGUAGGCUUGGCGAAGCCAAGGCCUGUUUACAGCCCUAGGUGCAGACUGGCUGUGAGUCGCGCUGUCUGGUAGGAAUUUCGGGCCCCAAGGACCCCAUGAUCCCGCUGCAAUUAUCCCGCUGCCCACUCUCAGAGAAGUGUGCGUGUUUCAAUUAUAUGGUGGCUUGUGGGGACCCCAGAUGAGUUUUCCACAGAGACCGGAAGGAUACUUGAAAUCGCUUGUUCUCGGAUGGUCG
Molecule: messenger RNA, 769 nt
Organism: Aspergillus piperis CBS 112811
Lineage: Eukaryota; Fungi; Ascomycota; Eurotiomycetes; Eurotiales; Aspergillaceae
Exons: 1
Coding region: 178-606 (142 amino acids)
Source: RefSeq, a predicted model, not a curated record